Messenger RNA from Anopheles funestus (African malaria mosquito), 348 nucleotides. RefSeq names its product protein NCBP2AS2 homolog. The transcript has a single exon. The record is from RefSeq and is a predicted model, not a curated record. Lineage: Eukaryota; Metazoa; Arthropoda; Insecta; Diptera; Culicidae. The coding region runs from base 1 to 252 and encodes 83 amino acids.
AUGGUGCUGCAAAUCAUUCUUCGCUAUCUGGCAAACAACGAGCAACUCAUCCAACGUUUGGCCGAUUCCUACCCAUUACGCAGAGCUGCACAGAUGGUGCUGAGUGCUUACUAUCGCACCCGUUCCGUCGCCGAACAGCAAAAACUAAUUGGUAUGACACCGGAACGACUGCAGCAAGCGCUACGAAGCUUCAAAUCGAACGUGCAGAAAGAGAUCGAAAAUGCCAAGAAUGAUUUGAGCAAAAAGAAGUGAAAGGUUUUGCGGAUAUUUGCUGGAACAGGACGAGAGAAAGUUGUGUAAACUGUGCCGUGCUUCAAUGUAAUUAAAAUUUAUUUGUAUUUUGAAAAA